AUGGAGGAGCGGAGAAAGUUCCAGGAAGAAACGGUGGUGAACGUGGGGGGCGGCAUGGCGAGGAGGAGGAGGGGAGCACGCACGGUGCAGCAGGAGGGGAGCGCCACUGAGUAUAUUGUGGUGAGUGUGGCCUCUCUCCCUUCAGGAAUUUAUGCGUUUCGAGCCUCCAGGCUUUUCUCCUGCACGGUGCAGCAGGAGGGGAGCUCCACCGAGUACAUUGUGGUGAGUGGGGUGGGGGGCUCGGUGGGUUGGGCUGUCUUGUAUGUGACCAUCACAGCAGCGUGUGAGGGGACCCUCAACCUGCCCGAAGUCAAAUCCGCAGCUUCUUUGAAAGAGGCGCUUGCGAGACUGGGCUCGAUCCCCAUUGACGAGCUUCAGGGUGUGGAAGUGCUGUGGACGCCACAAGACCCAUCUGAUUCGUUGACAGCGCAUGACAUUCUGAGUGACUAUCCUUCCAUGCGCAUGCUAUAA
Molecule: messenger RNA, 471 nt
Organism: Closterium sp. Naga37s-1
Lineage: Eukaryota; Viridiplantae; Streptophyta; Zygnematophyceae; Desmidiales; Closteriaceae
Source: the annotation of a GenBank genome assembly